This is a messenger RNA of Cinara cedri, 13998 nucleotides long. The record is from the annotation of a GenBank genome assembly. Lineage: Eukaryota; Metazoa; Arthropoda; Insecta; Hemiptera; Aphididae.
AUAACGAAUACGACCUGCUCCAAUGUGUUUUAGUUUUAUAUCGAAUUGUGGUUUUGCGUAGCGCAGUGUCUGCUGUUUAGGAAGUAUUAUAAUCAAAUGUAUUUUCAUACCGGGUUACUUGAUAACUGCACAUUUUAACAGUACACAAUAAUAAUAUACGUUUUUAACUAAUCGUGAAGACUGUGUCCAUGUCUAUAUCUAUGAGUCCCAAGUUGAACAUAAUAUUUUAAAAUUAAAUAUUUAUCGUGCUGGACACUUCUAAUUCUGGGCAAACUAUUUGCGAUACAUUAUCCCGUUACAACGUAUACUGUUGCAGUUGAUGAAUUAAUUUCGACGGGAGUACCUGUCCGGCCGUCUCGAAAAUGAUAAUAUUUCAUUUAAUAUUGUGAGUACCUACUACUUACUUACUUAUAUUAUAUAUUUACGGCGUUUUUUUUCUCUGUAUUUACAGCGGUUUAACAUUUUUAUGAACUUUAUUUUGUGUACAUUUUACCUAUUAUAUAAUAUAAUAUACAUUAUACCUUCAAGUAUUUUAAAAACUGCAUAUAAGAGGAAUUACAAUGCAUAUUACACUAUAACUUACUGAAUAUAACAAUCGUUGACAAUAAAACUUGUCUGGCUAUUCACGUAGAAUUAUAUUGAGCCGAGUACAUUUAGUGUACUAAGUGUUCCACGUAGUGAAUUCUAUUUUCAACACACAUUUAAAUUUAUUCACUGGUCCUGUGCGCGCUAUAAGUCGCGCUGUGUCGUAUACAUUUUCAUACGUCGGACAUACAAUUCCUUUGAUAUUUUUCGGGGGACUGACUUCUGACGUAGUCGAAUACGCUGCGAAUGCCAACGAUCGAGUUGAACAUAUUGCUUACUGUACACCAGUGGUUAAAGUGGGAGGGGGAUAGAGGGGGACGGAGUCCCCUUCUCUUUAAAGUAAAAUAGUCCGUCUUUUUACGUUUAGGUAUUUAAAGUCCAGGGGAAUGCUUUAGUUACCGUUUAUUGAGAUAUUUUCAAUGCAAAUUUAAAAACUUUAAUUGAUUUUAUCAAAAGCAAAUCAUUCUUCAAUAUCUACUUUUAGGAUUGUACAUAAUCUGUAGACUAUGUUUUACAUUAUUUUUAUAGAAUAGGCAUAUUAGAUAAUAUACAUUUUAUUUUUUACGAGGGCGGGACAAUAGUUGUAGUUUAUAUUUAAAUUCUAUUAGCGUAAUAUUUUUAUGAAUAAAUGUGUGUGGGAAAAAAUAUUUUAGAAAUUUUAUGUCAUGAAGAAUUUUUUGAUUGUUUUGUAGGGUUUAGCUAGUUUUCGGAAACGACCAUCAAUGUUUGAUGAAUAUAGUCACUUUUUUACGCUCGAUCUGGCGCACUAAAUUACAAUUUUAAACUAUAACUUGUACAUACACACGCACAUACACACAUACACAUACAUGCACAGGUAUAGAUUCGGCUUUAUAUGAAUAAACUGAUAUAAAAAUCCGUAUUCAAUUAUUCUGUAACAUAAACGACUUAUCUGUAUUUGAUUUUUUUUUUUUUAACUGACUAAAGUACGGUAUAACAUUUCUGCAUUUUCUUUAAUAAUGUUUUGAUCAUGAUCAAAAUAGACUUUACCACCUAAAUAACAGAACUAUUAUAUAAAUUAAUUAAUUUAUUUUACAUAUACUGUUUGAUAAACCUAAAAUAGAACUGAAAAUAUCAAAUGAAUAAUUUUUCAAAUUGCAUGUGAUUAUAGUGUAUUCAAAAAUUACUAUUGUUUUUAUUAUCGUAUGGCAUCAUAAAUAGGUACAUGUAACGAUUUGUAUAAGCCAAUUUUAUUACCGUGUUAAAAUGUUUGACAUGGUAAUAAAAAGUACGAAUUCAACUUCAAAAUCAUAAUACAGUGCCUAAUACAUUCACAUAUAACAUUUAACUAGAUUAUGUGAUCUAUAAACUUAUAUCUAAGUAUAUCAAUUAUUCGUUUAAUAGAAUUUUUGAGGGUUAGCUCUCAUUUUUUUUUUUUUAUAUAUUUAUUACACAAUCGAUAAAUAAAAUGUACAAUAAGCGAAAUGGUGAGAAAUGUAUUAAUAUUAUCGUUGAAAAAGUUUCGAGUGAAGAGGCCACCCAUUGGUGGUACUUCGACUAUCAUAUUUAGCGGCGGAUAGAGCUACCGGUAUACCGGGAUUUUCCCGGUGGGCCGCUACUUAUAUUAACGAAAAUGGGCCGAUGAAAAAUAUUGCUAUUGGAUAUUUUAAAUAAAUUUAAAUUCGUGUUAACACGAAUAUUUAAAGUUAAUAAAAAAAUACAAUAAUAUUUUAUUUUAAACUUAAAUCUAGUCUAAACCACAUACAUGUUUAUUGUAUAGGUACUCAGUUAUCGAACACAGACGUUGUAGUGAAAUUUUGUUUAACUUAUCACAUAAGUCAACAUAUUUCAACAUUCUGUUUUGGGCCUUUCGUUGUCACUUAGCAUAUAUAUAGUAUUACGUAUCAAUCUAUUUGGGUUUAAAUUCUGGAGUUUAGGCAAGAACAUUUUUUAAUAUUAUAAUUUAAAGUUUACACCUAUUUAAAUAACUACAGCUUUUAUUAUUAUUUAUUAAUUUAUAAUUAUUAUUGGAUACCUACAGUCAAAAUUUACAUAUGUACAAAUACUUUAAACUCACGUACAUUUAUCUUCCUCCCUGUAAUUUUAAAAUAAGACAUUUUUCUUGGCCUAAUCGUUAGUAAGUAUUCUAUAAGUAGUGAAUAGGUAGUAGAACAAAAAAUCGUUGUUAUAGUAGAUAAUUGGUUAUUUUUAAAAUUAAAAUAUGCAAAACAACUUUUCUCUGUAAACUCUGUGUUGAAUGAAUCACCUCCAUUUACUUUAAUAAAACUGUAUAUUAUAUACAGUUAUGAAUUGUUGUAUAAACGAAUUAUUUUGACUCUAUUUACAAUUAUAAUGUUAUCAAACCUAUUUUUUUUAUAAUAAUAGUUAUUAAAUUUCAAUAAAUCGGUCUAAAUAUUUUUUUUUAUAAUUAUUAAUUGUAUAAGCAAUUCUUGUGGUUUUAAAUUUAAUGAUGGGUGAGUAUAAUAUCUUUGAUUCAGCAAAUUCUAAAUUAUUGAAAAGUCAUGCAAUUUUAUAAUUAUGCAACCUUAUAGUUUUUUUAGAUUUUUUUAAUACUUUUGAGAUAUUUUAGUGGUUAGUCUUAUUGAUGAUAGUAAACAUUUUUAUCCUCCUAACGGGAUAUCAAUGAUUAGACCGAAAAAACCGAAAACGGCCAAGUCGUUGAGGGGAGUCGUCAUUUUUGUUAUUGUUUAUUCUAUUGUUAUAGAUAUUUAUAGUUUAUUUAGUUAUAAAAAUACAUCAUUAAUAACUCAGUACAGCUGAAAAAUUUAAUUUAUCUAACGAAAAACUGCUGCCGAUUUGGUCGAUCAGGCUCAAUUCGAAUAGAAUCACGUUUAUUCUAUAGGCGUGUACAAUUAUUUAAAUAAAUAAGUCAAUUAAUUAUUACAAUUAUUUUGAAUUAAUACUUCAGUCGGUAAAUUAUAAUAAUUAUAUUAUAAUUUUUUUAUUUAUUUAUUUUUUAGCAUUACUUUAUUUAUAUCAUUUAUGGUGUAAUUUGUAUAUUUAUAUAUUCGUAUCGCUUUUGGUUGAUUUCGAUGUCAUUAUAUUGUAUAGAUACAAUGUAAUUUUAAUAUCAUUUUUCAGAGUUACUACAUCAAGUAAUAAAGCCACUGAUAUUGUUUUUUGAAUAACGUUAAUUAGGUUUUUUUUUUAAAAAAAAAUAAUUUACUGUAAUACUACAGUCAAUAAUUAUUGGGGGGGGGGGGUAAAACUAUUUUUAUUUUUAAAUAAUUUUAUUUAAAAAUUAGUGAGAUUUACUAUUUUUACUAUUGGAAUAUAAUAUUAUAUGAAUCUAUAUAGGCUAUAAUAUACCUAUACAGUACUUAAUAUAUAUUAAUAUUCAGACGUAUAUGCGGGUUUUGACAAUUUUCUAUGCAAUUGCAUAGUAAAUGUUGGAACCUUUCAAUUACACUCUAUUCAGUCUGUAUAUUGUAUUCUAAAAUAAUCGAUAUAACUGUAAUCAGUUUUACGAUACGACUGUGUUAUUUAUUUUUAAAUUAAUUUUUUAAAAAAAAAAACAUGAUCGAUAUAAACAAUUAUUUAUGAUAUUUACAUAAAUUAACUGCAUUAUGAUUAUGACGCGAUUAAUCAAAUAAUUGAUAGUUUAAAAUCUAAUGCUUAUGUUGGAACAAUAAUAUAGAUAAGAAAAAAAUACAGUCAUCACUUUUUUGUUUCUAAUAAAUAUUUUGAUCAAUAAUGAUAUAAUAAUUCUAGAUAUGCUAAUAUUUUUUUAUUCUAAAAAUUCAAUUAUCUACAAAAAUAUAGAUUAACUGUAUACUGUAUAUGGGUGUCAGUGUAGUUUAGAUAUUGUGUAAUAUUGCAAUAAUAAAAUUUAAAAAAAAAAAAAAAAAUCGUAACAUAAGACCUAACCUAUAACGUGAUUAAACUAUAUGGUUCGUACUUGGCAAAGACAAUUAUUGGCAAUUUGGAAUGAUAACCAUGUACGCAAAUCGUUUUUACCGUAUACGAUUAUAAACUAGAAUCAAUAUUUUUUCGAUGACAUCCACCGAUUACAACUACAUUGUCAAUUGUUUGAUUUUUAUUAACUAUAUAAUAUUAUUGACGUCGAUAUUAAUUCAUUACACUUCAACAGACUUACUAUAAUGGUGUUUUUUUUUAAACUCUGUAUUUACUGCAUACGUAUACCUAACUGAAUAGUGAGUAUUUAUUUCUAAUAGUUAUAGUUAUAUCUAUUUUGCAUUUACAAUGUCAGGUACCUAUGUAAGAGUUAAAUAACGAAAACGGUUUUUACUGAUAUUUUAUGCCGCUAAUAAAUAAUAAUACGCGUAAGUACUUCAUUGUUUCAUCAAUAAUCAAUAACUAGAUUAUAUAACGAAAUUCUUUGUCCACAACCAUUAAUAUCUAACGUCGUCUCGUAUAUCACCAAAUUGUGUCUAACCAGGUUUCAAACCUUUCCAUAACACGUUUUAUUUGAUCUUUCAUUCUCAUACUAUGUGGACGUACCAAGAGUAUCUUUCCACUUGGAAUAGAUGCUAGACCGGGCGUACUGGAUAUCCUUCAUUUCUUCAUGUGUGACCAGCCCACUUUAGUUGUCUUUUUUACCUUCCCGAUUAUAUCCGGUACCUGAUACACGUUAUCCGUUUUUCUGUAUUUUCAUACUGACAAGGCUCGAAGGGUCCUCAUGGUAUUUUUCUUUUGAUAAUGACCGUUUAUUUUGUUUGGAUUUGCGUAAUGUCCAGGUUUCACAUCCAUAUAUUAUCACCGGUCGAAUAAGUGUACGGUACAAUUGAAUCUUCAGAUUCUUUUGUUAAUUUAUAUCAUUUCCGGUCUUAGAAAUUUAAUCAAUUUGAAAAAGCACCUAUUUUCUGUUUGUAACCACUUAUUUAUCUCAGUUAGUUCUUCAUAAUAUAAUGUUAACUAACCAAAUAGUGUAAUAUAUUAAUAAUAAUUAAGGAUUCCCGUAUGUGAAAAUUCAGGAGCGCAGUCUUAAUUUUUAUUAACAAUCGAAAACUUUUAUUAAUGUGUUAUGUGUAUUUUCAAAAAAAUUUAAAAAUAUUAUAAUAUUAAAUUUUACAUUUAUAGUAACUAAUUGAAAAUAAAUUAUAAUAUUUUUCAAUUUUUCCCAAAUUCAACAAUAACUUUCUCUGCUACAUUAAGUUUUUCGAUUUUUUUUCUAUGUCAUCUUAACAUACAUAAUCCAGAUAAACGAUUCUCAUACAUCAGAUAACCGCAAGCGAGCUAUCCAUGAAAAAUAUUAACGAAUCAUAACUAACUAACUUCAAAUCAUAGUGCAUAAAUUAUUAUACAUUGUGAUAAUAAAUUAGUGGAAUUCUAAUGCUAUGAAGUAUGGUUUACCGACUAGGUACCAAUCAAGAUGUAUAAAUAAAGUAUUGAUAAAUAUCAAUACACCUUGGUACCAAUAAUGAAUUUUGGGAUUUUGAGAUAUUAAAUUUGUACAUAAUUAUUUUAACUUGGUGGUAAGCUAGGGGGGAGUUGUCCUUCCCUGUCCCCCUUGUAAGCGUCUUUAAUAAUAAUUUAUAAUAAUGUAAUAUAAUUGCGAUGAUUGUUGACUGAUGGCGACUAUUACAAAUACAAACACUUUGGAAUAAAUUAAAAUGUACGAAGUUUUUCUGUACGUUACCUAUGUAUACUAUAUAUUACCUAAAUAUUAUAAUUUAAUUAAAACACCCUAUAUUAAAAAUAAAUUGAUUGAUGUUCAUAAAAAAAAAAAAAUUUUUUUUAAAAUUAAAUAUUUUAUAGGUUUUGUUUAUUAUUACUCCUUUGUUAAUAAAACGUCAUCCUAAAAUAAUACACUCCUAAUAAAAUGAGAUUGUAUCAAAAAACUUUUUAUGUUUUUAAUGAAAAAUAAAUUACAAGCUUGUGGGGUUUGUCUAAAUAUCUGAUUAUUCCUAAUAAAUAAUAUUUGCUGAUGCUGUAGGUAGAAGGUUUCAUCAUUAAAGUAAAUAACGCAUUGUCAUAAAUGAUUUUGGAAGAAAAAGUCGGAAAUAACAAGUAAUUGAAAUAUAUUUGACCUAUUGAAAAAACUCGCGCUACGCACUAUGUAUAGGUUAGUUGACAAAAUAUUAAAACUAUUCAACCAAACGCUUAACUAUUAUUUUUAACUCUUUUGAUAUACAGACUGAUAACAGAUUCUGAUAAAGUAGAACAACGGCCACAACAUCCAAGAGCUAAUGCCAACAUUUUCGAAAUUUUCACAUUUAGGUAAGUUGAUUACAAUUAUUUGAUAUAAUUUAGCAUUCAGCCAAUGUAUUUUAAAUAAACGAUUAUCUAAAAAUUUAUUUUUUAUACAUGGUGUAUAAUUUAAAGCUGGAUGUUAAACCUUUUCAAAACGGGACGAAGAAAAGGUUUUAAGGAAAACGAUUUGUACACAACAUUGAGCGAGCACACUUCAUCAUCAUUAGGCAAUGAAUUAGAAAAGUAUAAGCCUAUUAACUGUAUUCAAUUUGAAUAUUUUAUCUACUAAAAUAUUUUCCGUUUAAGGAGAUGGAAAGUCGAGUUGGUUAAUGCAAAAACGGCCAACCGAAAGCCAAGUUUGUUAAAGGUUUUGAUUAACAUGUUCGGCUCUACGUUAUUGUUUUACGGUUCGAUACAAACGGUUGUCGAAAUGAUAUUGAGGUAAAAACUGUCUACCCAUUUAUAAGAUUAAAUUUUUGGAUUUCAAAUACCUAUACAAUGUGCAUAAAACCUGUAUAAAAAAUGUACGGGUAUUUAUAAGAUAAAACGGAAAAAAUGAUUAUCUUUUUUGUGUGUAGAAUUUCUCGACCUCUACUUAUUGGUGGACUGUUAUCGUAUUUCACCCCUGUCGAGUCCAAUCAAAUCGACAAAUCAGAAGCGUUCAUUUAUGCGUUCGGGUUACUGUUAAAUAUGUUGUCUUUUCUUUUAAUGCAUCGGUACGUACAAAUGGAAAUGGAACACAGCGGAAUGAAAAUACGAGUAGCUUGCUGUUCAGCAAUUUAUAGAAAAGUACCUAUCUGUAUUAAUUAUUUUUCAAAAUGUAUACCGAUACCAACAAAUGUAUACAAAUAAUAUUUAUAAUUUCCAAUAGUUUAUGAUUUUGUAUUUAUUGGACUGAGUAAAAAAUUAAAUAAACAAAAAUAAAAAUUGAACAAUAUUAGUACAAUUUUGUUUUAGGCCUUACGGUUAAGUAAAUUAUCACUAGAAGAAACUACGGUCGGCCAAAUGAUAAAUUUGCUGUCAAACGAUGUGAAUCGAUUCGACAUGGCGUUUAAAUUUUUAAAUUUCUUGUGGAUCGGGCCUUUGGGAGCAAUUGUGAUCACAUAUUUUAUGUGGCAAGAAAUCGGCAUAUCGUCAUUAUUUGGAGUGUUUACUGUGCUUAUGAUUAUUCCACUACAAGGUUUAAAUGAUAACCGUUAAUGUGAAAUACGAUAUAGUAAUUAAAUAAUGUAGGUAUCUAUAGUAAAUUAAUAUAAACGUUUACAUUCAGUAUGGCUGGGAAAGAAAACGUCCGAAUUUCGAUUAAAAACAGCCCCGAAGACGGACGAGAGAGUAAAAUUGAUGAACGAAAUUAUAGUUGGUAUACAAGUCAUUAAAAUGUAUACUUGGGAAAAGAUGUUUGCGUUUCUCGUACAAUAUUUCAGAAAGUAGGUGUACUUUUAUAAUAUUACCUAGGCACUUACUAGAUAUUUUAAAACUAUUAAUACAUUUGAAUCGUUCAAGAAUGGAAAUUCGAGAGAUUAGAGGCGCUUCGUACAUUAGAUAUAUUCUGCAAUCAUUCAAAAUAUUUCACACAAGAUUCGCGUUAUUUAUAAGUAUUCUGGUGUACAUAAUUCUAGGAAACAACAUUAAUACACAAAAAGUAAAGCCAUAUCAUUGUAUGAUAUUAUUGUCAAAAUUGAAGUCCGUCACUGAAUGCAUUAGAUACGUAAUUUUUUAGGUAUUCAUUAUUAUUUCAUACUACAAUAUAUUAAUGACAACCAUGACGGGCCUUUUUCCUGAGAGUGUUGGAUCAACCGCCGAAAUGCUAAUAUCGGUUCAACGUAUUCAGGUACAAAACAUAAUUAUAAAUUAUAUAAUAAGAAAAUUUUCUUUUUCUCUUGAUUGACUUUGUUCUCUAAGACCAUACCGCUAAAUACGAAAUCUACAUAUUCCACAUUUUAUUCCUGUUCUCUGCUGCUUCUUCCCAUUGAAUUUUCGAUUUUACCAUACUAGAUGCCUGAAAGUCCUUCUUAAAUCUGAACACAAUCUUCCCGCCUUUACUUUGGUCUCCCAGAAGGUCUUUCCACUCCAGGGUCUUUCUUAAUCACCUGCUUAGCCAAUAAGAAAACCUAACACAAUUAAAUACGUGUCGUAUUUAAAUGCGUCGUAUUAAAUGUCUUAUUAAACUACAAUAAAAAAUAAUACAUUUUUGUAUUCCAUCAAGGCAUUUUUAUUAUACGACGAACAAUACCACCAGUCGACAUUGUCCAUAAAAUCGGAAAACGAAUCGAAUAAUGAUGUAAAAAAUGGUGAAAAAGAUAAAACAAAAAACGGAGAAAAAUAUAUCAAACAACCGUGUAUUAAUUUUGGUAUAAAUGUUUCGAACGCUUCUGCUAAAUGGCUACCCAAUCAAACAGAAAACUCGAUAAAUAAUAUUAAUUUAACUGUUGUACCAAGUCAAUUGGUCGCGAUUAUUGGACCCGUAGGAGCCGGAAAAGUAUGUAAAACAAAUUAUUUCAAUAUUUUUAUAUUUAUUCGUAUACUAUUUGUUUAUUUGUAUGUAUUUGUAUGCUACAGAGUUCAUUAAUACAAGCGAUUUUACGAGAAUUGCCCUUAUCUAAGGGAAGCAUUUCCAUUUAUGGUGUAAUUUCAUACGCGUCACAAGAACCGUGGCUAUUUAACGGUUCAAUUAAACAGAAUAUUAUAUUCAGUUCAUCGUUGGACAAAGAACGUUAUUUACAAGUACAAAUUCAAAAAAUUAACCCACAUAGGAUUUGUUUUAACUAAAUAAUAGCUAACAGAACUUAUGUAUAAUUUAUUUAAUAUAAGGAAUAUGUAAAAUAAUAAAAUUUAAAACCCAAAAUCCACAAAACCAUAAUGUUCAUAACAUUUUUAUAACAUGUUAUAAUCAACAAAAUUUUAAAUUUUAAAUUUUGCAUUCAUUCAAACUCUGAUUCAAACCCUGUGGUGAUACUAACUUUGGUUUUUCAAAUGAGAACCUAUAUUAAAAAUUCAAUAAAUAGACGGAGUAUUACUUUAAAUAAAUGUUGAUGUUAAAAUGGUUGAUUUCUAUCAACCCGUUAACGUGAUAUUCAGUAAUAAUAAAACGUCACGUGCCGUGUAGCCACAAAAAUUAUAUUCCACUACUCUCUCCUUACCUAAAUCUAAAAGUGGAAUAUUUCAUUACUGGAUUGAUGGAAAUCAAGAAUUUUGACACCAAAAUAUAUUUAAAAUAAUACUCUGUCUAUUUGUGGAUUUGGGUUUUCAUUUGAAAAACCAAAGUUGGUAUCACCAUAAAAUAUUCCUUAAAUGUUGUGAAAAAUCUAAGUAUUUGAAAAUAUCAGCUUUAACUACACUUAAAAAUUCCAAAAAUCAGAAUUUGAAUAUAUGCAAAGUUUAACCAAAAAAAUGGAAUGAGCACGUUUAGUGUAUCACCCUGUAUAUUGUAUAAUAGAAAAAGCAUCAAAGAUAGAUAGGCGAAUCUAGCCUAUUAUUGUUAUCAAAUAUUUGAAAUGAAAAAAUUAUCAACUUAGGUUAUAAAAGUAUGUGCAUUAGAAUCCGAUCUAUUGAAACUUCCGUACGGCGAUAGAACGAUCGUAGGAGAAAGAGGAGUUUCUUUGAGUGGCGGACAGAGAGCGAGAAUUAAUUUGGCUAGGCAAGUAAAAAAUAAGCUGUGCAUUACAAUUUUAGUUUUUUUAAAUGUUUUAUUUUAUUUUAUAGAGCUGUGUAUAAAAAAGCUGAUAUUUAUAUACUGGAUGAUCCUCUUACUGCUGUCGAUGCGUGUGUUGGAAAACAUUUAUUUAAUAAAUGCAUAAAUGGUAAAGAACUAAUGGUAUUAUAAUGUAGUUUAUAUAUUAUUUUAGCAAUUAAAAAAAAUGUAUAUUUCCCUUAUAAAGGUUAUCUUAAAGAGAAAAUAUGUAUUCUUGUUACGCACCAAAUUCAGUACUUAAAAAGAGUAGAAAAAAUAGUGUUAAUGGAAAAUGUUAGUAUACUGGUUUACAGGGUAAUUAACACAUUUUAAUGUAGUAUCGUAUUAUUUAGCAAUUUUCUUUUUUAGGCGAGCAUAGUCUCCGAAGGUUCGUAUCAGGAACUCCAGUCGGGUAAUUUAGAUUUUUUUAAAUCAUUAGAAUCCACGGAAAAGUCGAAAAUAACAUAUGAAGACCAAGAUGUCUUCGAUAAAGAUGAAGUCACUUUGAAUCCUCUCCCUGUAUUUUCUCGAUCAAAUUCUCAUCAUAGUAUUUCUACUUCUAUGGGAGAAAAUAAGUUAAGCCAGAUUCAAUCAGAACCGGUCGAAGUAAUCGAAACUCGUUGUUCUGGAAAUGUUUCGCCUAGAGUUUAUUUGUCGUACAUCUUUGCCGGUGGAAGUGUUUUUAAAAUAUUAUUUUUGUUAUUCAUAUGCAUUUUCACUCAAAUGUUAAGCACCGGUGGUGAUUAUUGGAUAAGUUAUUGGUACAUUAUAUUAUAAUAUCAAAGUAAAAAAUAUAUUUUUAGUAAGUAUACUAUAAUUUCAGGGUUAAUUUAGAAGAUCAUGUUUUCCGUAAUACAGGAUACAUAUCUACAACUUUUAGCGGACCGAUAAAUAAUGAAUCAUUAUCUGAUAGUUUACUGUGGUGGUCAGUUUCACGUAAAUUGUGCAUUGAAGUUUAUGUUUCAAUAAACAUUAUGGUUCUAGUAGUUAUUCUAAUUAGAUGUAUUGUAUUUGUAUCAUUCUUCACGAAAAGUUCUAUGAAUUUACACAAUUCUAUGUUUGACUCCAUAACCAGGGCGUCAAUGUUGUUUUUUAGUUCGAAUUCGUCUGGUAAUGUAUUUUUAUUAUGUUUUGUUGACUUUAAAUAAAUUAUGUUCAACCAUAUAUUUUUAAUUAAAUGUUUAAUCAGGACGAAUUCUUAAUCGCUUUACCAAAGACAUUGGUGCUAUCGACGAAAGAUUACCAACGCCCUUGAUUAAUUUUAUAAAUGUAAUGUGUAAUAUGAUACAAUUUAUACCUAUACUUUAUAAUAAUAUAACUAUUUACAUUUUUAUAACUAAAAUCAGUUGUGUAAUUUUUAAACUAGAUUGGAUUGUCGCUUAUUGGAACUUUGGUCGUCGUUGGAAUAAUCAACGUUUACCUUCUGAUACCCACAUUUUUUAUAGGCAUAUUCUGUGCAUAUAUUGCAAUGUAUUAUUUGUCGACAUCGCGUAGUCUCAAACGGUUGGAAGGAGUCUGUAAGCACUAAGUAUACAAAUGUAUUUCCACGUGUUUUAAAUAUUUUUCAAUUAUUACAUACUGUAUUUAUAAUAAUUAUUAUUAUUAUUGUUUAAAUAAAUAUUUCAAUAGCUCGAAGUCCGGUUUUUACACAUUUUAAUGAAACUCUCAAAGGUUUAAUCACCAUUCGAGCGUUUAAAGCAGAAAUCGUUUUGUCAAAAGAAUUUGAUGAACACCAAGUAAAAAGAAAUAAUGGCAUUGAGUUUUUUUUUUAAAACCAUUAAUAUUAUUUAUUAACAUAUUUUAUUUUUCUAGGAUUUACAUUCUUCAGCUUGGUAUUUAUACAUUGCAUCAAACAAUGCGUUUGGUUUUGUAUUUGAUUUUAUCCUACUUAUUUAUUUAAGUAUUUUGAUGUUCAGUUUCUUGAAUAUCGACAGCGGUAAUAUUAUAACAAUAAAAUAAAUUACAAACAGUUUUUUUGAAUUUUGAGUUUUGUUUCUUAAAUUUCAGAUACGUUUGGUGGAAAUGUCGGAUUGGUUAUAACCCAAGCACUUAAUUUGAUGGGCAAUAUCCAAUAUGGAAUACGACAAUCAGCCGAAUUGGAAAAUCAAAUGACAUCUGUUGAGAGAGUACUUGAAUACACAAAUGUGCCACAGGAAGCACCCCUCGAAUCUUCUUUGGGUGAUAUAUUAACUAUUAAAAACAUGUUUGAAAUGUUAUUUUAUAAUGUUGUGAUAAUUGUUUAUUUUCAGAUAAGAAACCGCCAAAAGAAUGGCCUAGUAGAGGGCAAAUUGUGUUUCAAAAUCUUUGUUUGCGUUAUAGUUUAGAUUCACCGUAUAUUUUAAAAAAUAUUAGUAUUAAAAUUCAACCAAUGGAAAAAGUAACUAGAGUUUUUCAAAAAUUUAUUCCGAUUGUUAAUAAUAAUUUUAUACAUGUUACGUUAAUUAUUAUUUUUUUUUUAUAUAGAUUGGUAUUGUUGGUAGGACAGGGGCAGGGAAAUCUUCAUUGAUUCAUGCAUUGUUUAGAUUGGCUCUAAACGAUGGUUCCAUUAUUAUCGACGGUAUAGAAAUUCAUCAAUUGGGAUUACACGAUCUGCGGUCAAAACUGUCAAUAAUUCCUCAAGAUUCAGUUUUAUUUUCGGGGACUAUUCGAAAAAAUCUAGACCCUUUUAAUGAGUACUCCGAUCAUGUUCUCUGGAACAUAUUGGAAGAAGUAAAAUUUCUUGUCAUACAUUUUUUUUUUUUUUUUAAUUUAAAUGUUUUAUAAAAUACUGAAUACUGCAAUUGUUAUUAACACGUUAUAUUUAAUAUUCAUAUCAGGUACAACUAAAAGACAUUGUAGAGGACUUACCUGUAGGUCUAAAUGCAAAAAUAUCUGAAGGAGGUUCUAAUUUUAGUGUCGGCCAGAAACAGUUAUUGUGUUUAGCCAGAUCUAUAUUACGAAAUAAAAAAAUCCUUAUAUUAGACGAAGCUACGGCUAAUGUCGAUCCAAAGUAAUACAUUGUUCCCAUAUGAUAUUAUAUUUUUAAUACUUGUACUAAAAAUACAACGUGAACUUUCGUGUUUCUACAGGACUGAUAGUUUGAUUCAAAAUAUUAUUAAAAAAAAAUUCCAAUCAUGUACGAUAUUAAGAAUAGCUCAUCGGUUAAAUACGAUUAUGGAUUCAGACAAGGUGCUCGUCAUGGAUGCCGGUAAAGUAGUUGAAUUCGGUCACCCGAAUAAUUUGUUGGCGAAUAAAGACGGAUUUUUCUACAAAAUGAUCGACCAAACAUACUCGAAAGAAAAAGUUAAUAAUUUUAUUUUUCAAUUAUUUUAUUAUCUCGAAAAUGUAUUAUUAUUGUAAUUGUUCGUUUAUUAAUAUUUAUAUACAGGACACUAGUUAAACAAUUCAUUUCAGAUCGGACUGGAACUGAGCCAAAAAUGAGAUCGGUUUGAAAUCUUAUGGCUAUAAAACUUAUACACAUUUUUUUUGAAAUAAACACGAAGCAUUACAAUUUUUAUGAUUAAAUUAUGAAGAAUUUGAUUUAAAGUUAUAUUGUAAAAUUAUUUUACACAAAGCGAAAAAAUAGAACAUUAUAGUAACGGAUAAUAAUAUAUUUUCAAUCUAUUUUAGAU